CAAAAGUCAAGCUGUCAGCUGUUUUUGUGUCAAUACGAAAUUUUUGUCCAGACACCUUUUUAGAUUUUGCAAUAAACGCUGUGGGAAAACUCAGAUUAUUGGACUGUGAUAGCUGCUGUUGUCUUUCAAUAACUUUUUAACGUUCAGGUAAAUUGCAAAAAUACGUUAAAUGGAUUCGGCCAACAGCAGUGUGGCUUCUGUGAAAAUGAAUGGGACCAGCACAACCAAUAGUGUUGCUGAAGCACCAAUAAAAGCAAAUAGUAAUGGGUGCUACAGGGAUGAAGAUUCAUGGAAAGAAGUCUCUAUCGCAGUACCAUGGGGUACAGUAGCUGGUAAAUGGUGGGGACCACAGAAUCGCCAGCCAAUACUCGCUCUCCACGGUUGGCAGGACAAUGCCGGUACAUUCGAUCGUCUAUGUCCACUGCUGCCGGCGCACAUUCCAAUACUCUGCAUUGAUCUCCCCGGCCAUGGUAAGUCGUCACACUAUCCAAAUGGAAUGCAGUAUUUCAUCUUUUGGGAUGGCAUUGCCCUCAUACGGCGCAUAGUACGCCGCUACGGUUGGGAGAAUAUGACACUGAUGGGCCAUUCCUUGGGUGGCGCAUUGACUUUCAUGUAUGCGGCUAGCUUCCCAAAUGAAGUGGAAAAACUCAUUAACAUCGAUAUUGCUGGACCAACAGUGCGCAAUGUUGAUCAUUCUGCGGAAAAAACUGGCUGGGCAAUAGAUAAAAUGUUGGAUUACGAGAAUUUAUCGCUGAACAAGAUGCCCUGCUAUAAUUAUGAAGAAAUGAUUAAAUUAGUUGUAGAUGCGUAUGACGGUUCAGUGGAUGAAGAGGGUGCGAAGGUGUUGAUGCGGCGUGGCAUGUCACCAACACCAGCCGAAAUAAAAAAGGAUGGCUUUAAUUUUGCACGCGAUGUGCGCUUGAAAGUGAGCUUGCUUGGCAUGUUCACGAAAGAGCAAGUUAUAGCUUAUGCAAAGCUUAUACGCUGUAAAGUACUCAAUAUACGUGCUGAUCCCGGCAUGACGUUUCAAAAUCCACUAUUUUACACCGAGGUUAUUGAAACGCUGAAAAAGAACGCAGAGUUAGUGAUAUUUGAGAAAGUACCUGGUACGCACCAUUUGCAUCUGGUUACCCCGGAACGAGUGGCGCCCGUAAUAGCUGAUUUUAUGUUAAAGUCUUAAAUAUGACUAGUUGAUUUAGUAGAGGCUCUAAUCUACAUUAUAAUACUAGUAACAUCUACAUAUAUUUUUAAGAAAUUAAACAUGUGUAUGCCACAAGUGGAUUUUAAAAUUAAUUGACGUAAGAAUGAAAAUUAUCAAGUAUUAAAUGUUUGUACUUCAGGAUGCGUAUGUGAUACAUUUUCUUUAUUACAAAAAUUCAAAAAAAGGUUUGAAACGCUUUAUGGAAAGAGAUUUUCGGAAGCACCACCUUCCAAAAAGAAACUUACGAUUCUUCUAUCGAUUGAAUAUUUCAAAUCUAUUUACACUUAACUUUUAUGAAUUCAGCGCUUUUUAUGUUUGAAUGUCGUUGGAUGUUAAUAAUAUGAAGCAAGUUGAAUAUGGGACAAUUUGGUACUUUACAAUUUUCUAUAAUUUACAAUUAAUACCAAUUAUAAAAUUAUCGGUAAUUUUGCGCAA
This is a messenger RNA of Rhagoletis pomonella (apple maggot), 1636 nucleotides long. It is a transcript of the gene kraken, whose product is annotated as probable serine hydrolase. The record is from RefSeq and is a predicted model, not a curated record. Bases 170 to 1180 code for a protein of 336 amino acids. The transcript is spliced from 3 exons. Lineage: Eukaryota; Metazoa; Arthropoda; Insecta; Diptera; Tephritidae.